AUGGCAUCCAAGGGACCGGAGUGUUCAAUCUGUUUUGAAUGUUACAAUGACCAAAGCAAAUGUUCUCGGAUGCUGAGUUGUGGACACAGCUUCUGCUCGUGUUGUUUGGAAAGGUUACUCCGUGGUAACACCAUUGAUUGUCCCAAAUGCAGAAAUCCAGUUGCCGUUCCUUCUGGAGUCCAUGGUCUGUUAAAGAAUUUUGCAUUACUGGACAUCGUGAACGAAACGGCACCCAAACAACAUGCUGAAAAUACAGGUCAUGUCGGCUCUCACGAAUGUGAAGCUUGUGAUGAGAAACACCCUGCCAAUUUCUGUUGCCUUGACUGCAAAGAAAAUAUGUGCAAAACUGCGUCCCAGUUUCAUAAACGCAGCAAAACAAGUCGUGGCCACCGGGUUGUUUCCCUCGAGGAGCUGAAAGCAAACCCUCAGGUGGCUUCUGUAUGUGUUCUCUGUCCAGAACAUAACGAUCAAUUCCGAUUUUUUGACAAAGAUUGUCGUCGUGUUAUUUGUAGAGACUGUGACGCCCUUAAUCAUAGCGGGCACAACUGUGUAACUGUAGCUGAAGCUGCUUCAAAUUACCGACAGGAGAUGGAGGCGCUUGUCACCAAAGCCAGCUCUCAAGUCGAAAAGAUUAAAGCUGCUGAAGGUCAAGUGAUGAGAGCAAGUGUUUCUAUGAAGGAGGCUUGCGAAGAAAGGAAUGAUGAAAUUCAAGAGUAUUUUCAACAAGUAAGGCAUGUCUUCGUUAUUAGUUCGAAUGAAAUCGAAGCAGCAAAAAUUUCCUGGGAUUACAAGAACGACUUACGAGUAACAUGAUCAAAAAAAUGAAAAACGGUUUAUGCUGGCAGUUACUGAGAUAAAGAAUAAUUUUAAAUGCACUCAAGUGACAUGCAGAAGUCAGUGAUUCGAAACACUGAACUAGAUACGUAUACGAAGAAGUAGACCUCCCGCAAAAUGAUUAACUUUGGAAUAACACUAACUGCUAAACUGCUAAACUGCUGCUAAUAUUAAAAUAAAAUCAUCAGUGAGGGAUCAUAUUGUUAUUAGUUUUCAAAUAUCAGGCUGCUGAGGGACAACAUGCAAGUUAUAUUAGCUUUGGAGAAGUUUCGGGAAUAUGUGAGUGUGUUUGUUUCUUAUAGCUUCGUGACGCAAUAAAUAGCCGAGAGCAAGUUCUACUGGAUAAGCUGGUCAGUCUACAUCAAUCCAAGGAAUCCAUCCUCACGGGGCAGCUAGAACGUUUUCGAUUAAACAAAGCAUGUUUAGAGAGUGCAGUUGAACAAGCAAAGUCCUCCAUACAAUCUCCUAGCGAUGUUAACUUUCUUCUCAAUAGGCCGGCCAUAGUGUCCACUUUGGAGACCAAUCAUGAAAGCUACUCUUUGCUGCUUGAACCGGAGGCCCAGUUUUUACCCGAGUUUACACAGGACGAAAAGGUGAGAUUUCAAUAACUGUUUCAGUUCUAGGAACAGUUCAUGGCCAGACAAUAUAAUUUUCUAUCCCGUUCAGAUUUCUGUUGGGUUCCCGAGGAUAACAUCGGCUUAGUAUCAACCAAUUUGAGAUGAAUUUCGGUCAGGUAAUUUUUAGUGGUUCUUGUUAACGUUUGUUUCCUGAUGAGGUGUGAAUGGAUAAAGUAAAUAUGACUGAUCCUUUCAUCUUUGAGGCGGUUCUGAACCGUAAGCACAAGGUGCCUUUCACGUUUCAUUGUUCCAUAUUGUGACAAAAGUUGAACUAAUCAAUAUAUUUUACAGAAAUAGUUGAUCGUGACGUUCAUUUCUUAAGACAAACCUCAUAAUUAUGGUUGGCCCAAAUCGAAGUUUUAACUGAUCUUUUUAGUUUGUUUCUAGAUAGAAUACUAGAACUUAAUGCUAAACUGAGGCGUCGACUGUUACAAGAGAAAAAUAUUGUACAGGAGAAAAACUUUAAGUAAUGAUCCGGGUAAGGUGGAUAGCAAUUUCUUUUGUUAUGCGGCAACGGUGCUUUCCCCACAUAGGAAUGUUCUCAUUUAUACGUAGAGAAUGCAUAAACCUACAUGAAGGCCGUUUACGCAAUAAAAUGCAUUUACACUCCACUUUGAAAGGGUGUUUUUCUGUGUUAAAAGAUUUUGACCAAUCACAAGAGUUGAAAACAAUAGCCAAGAAAAGUUUACAAUUUUAUAUGUUCCCACAUAGGAUUUCUUUGUUAUUCAAACGGAGACCAGAUUUUGUUAUAUGGAAGAUGGUUGGAAAGUAAGGAUGAAUAUAUGUACAGCUUUAUGAAGUUUUGUUAACUUUUGCUGUUUAAGCCAAUCAGAAGUAAGAACUGACAACAGAAAAGUUAGCACCUUUUUUGCAUUCCAACAUGUUCGUUGCCGUUGUUGCUAUCGUUCUUAUCUGGACCGUUUCUUAAUGAAUUAACGUUAACUUAUUGAAUUUGUCCCCUCAGCAGAGAAAUUCACUAGAUGUAAAAAGGCCUCUCGCCCCCUCCCAAGACUCUUAGGGGUACAGUGAGAAGAAAGAUGGUGAAUCCUUUUGCUUUUCAGCCCUUCCCUCAUGAUGAUGUCACUCCCUUGAAAUACACCUUUAACUUUUAAAAAGGAGCACUGAACCAACUCAAAGAUUGUAAAUCUGAAAUCUAGUUGUCGCCGCACUGAAGUAAAAGUUUUAAACAACGCAACUACUGACCAAAAAAAUCGUAAAUCGUUUGUUAUUGAAAAUUAUAUAUUUUUUAACUGACUGUAAUGAACUCUUUUAGUCCUUUUUUGGCAUGGCGGGUUUUACAUUUGGCAAGAGUAUAGAGAAAGCUAUCCGGCAGAGCGCAGGCGACAUCAGUGACAGAUCAACUUGUGCAGCCAACUCUACUGCAACUGGCUCGGGAAUAAAAAGUGCAAACCUUGGAAGGAAGGCAAAAUUCACUAUUACUUCUCGCGACAGCCAAAGCCGUCAAAGCAAACGAGGUGGCGACGUUUACGCGGUGAAACUAAAUAAGGGAGAAUACGAAGUUAAGGUGGAUGUAAAAGACAAUGACGACGGGACGUACUUAGCAGAAUAUACUGUCCCUGAUCAAAAGUUCACGAGUUUCAUAUUAAUAUUUGGUGGUCAGGAGGGGUCAGGUCAGUACACAUUGUCCGUGUGCUUGAGAGGCGCUCACAUCAAAGGCAGCCCUUUUGCUGUAAAAGUUACACGGUGUUCUCCCUAGAGGGGGAGAAAAAGCUGAUUUUCCGAGGACACUCAUUUAACGCUGCAGAGGAAAAUACAAACAAAAGAAACGGUACUGUUGUCUACAUAUUGGCAUUACUUUUCUUUCUUCCGCAUUCAACAGUCUAAAUUUUUUCGCUUUUUGCUUGGGUUACCGAGGAAGAAAUUAAUUAAGAGAGGUCAUAACUCUCGACUGGGUGGUUGGUUGAGGGGGUGGCUUGAACUGAAUAUUCUAAAAUUCUCUCAGUCUUUUUUGAUUGAGAUGAGAUUAGGAGUUUUUAGGUGCAAUUAUCCAUAUGUAAGAGUGUUUAGGACAUAUGCACAUGUUUGCUUGUCUAGGUUAUAGAUCUAGACAAAUCGAUUCUUCGCUACAUGUGGUCAUUUAAUUCAACGGAUCUUUUCCUACUGAUUUAUUUAGUGCACAUAUGAUUACAAGUGCCAUCAAUUACGUAAUUAAUUGCACAAAAUUAGUAUUUUUAUUAUUUUGUUGUGCAUUUCUGUAGAAGUUUCAAAAUUAAGGCUUAGUAAAAACUAUAAUAAUGUUGCAUCUUUGAUAAAAAUAAAAUAACACGCCAUGUUUGGUAAUUUCGACUUGCCCUUUUAUACUGUAGCAGAGUGCAAUAUAUACAGUGGAAAAAAUAUAUACAAUACAUACAAUAUAUGCAUUGGUCAUCUGUUUAUUACGAGCAGUUUCGUCUGUCCUGAUGAAAAGGCUAUAUAUUUUUUUCUAGAAUCACUGGCUCGCUUAAGGCCCCAUCCACACGAAGACGAUUGUAAACGCAAACGCUAGUAAACGCAAACUUUUUUAUGCGUUAGGCCUUCCGUCCACACGAAGACGAUGAAAACGCUCACCGUAAACCAGGGUUUUCAUUAAUUUUUGAAGUAGGAGGGUUCUCGUGGUAGAGUAAGCGGGCAGCCCUGCAUAGCGAAGGGCCGAAGGACCGAGCCUCUAGGGGGGUCCGGGGGCAUGCUCCCCCGGAAAAUUUUUGAAAAUUAGACUCUCGGAAAUGCAUUUUCCAGCAUUCUGAGUUGGAAAUUUAUAAUUCUAUUCCCUCAUUUUGCAAACGAAAAUUGUGAAUAAUUUGCGGAGCUUUUACUUUAUACUAGCAAUGUUGUAACUGUUUACAGCCUUAGAGAAUUUACUAAAUUGACAAGCACAAAUUGACUUCAUGAAAACCAAUAAUGUAACUAAUUUUGUAACUUUUUGCAGCCUCAGGGAAUUUACUAAAUACAUAAUAUAACAGUAUGAAUAAUGAACCAAACUUACCGGCUUACCGGUAUAUUGCUUAGUUUGUUAGAUAGUGAGCCACACUUGCCUUUUUUGAUUUAAAUUAUAAUAACUGAAACAAACAUUAUAUAGAUCGUAGAGUUUCAUGAAUGAACUCCUCCUGUACUGUUUGCUGCUUUCAUUCAUGAAGAAAACUUAAAGUCAAUCCUAAAUACGGGCAACUAAUGUAUGAAGCUUAAAAGGACUACACUAUUGACUAUAUGUCAUGGGAAAAUUCAAAGUCAGAGCCGUAAUCUGAAUCAUCAUCAUCAUCUGCUGGUAGCUCCAAUGCUUUUGAGGUUUCAUCUACUUCAUCUGCAAUUGUACGUUGAACUGGCUGAAUGACGCUGUCAUCAUUUGUCUGCACACCAGCAUCCUGCAUGGUUACCGUUACAACGUUCUCACUUAUACCACUUGAAUUGGCGACCAGUUGUGUGCUGACAAACAUUGGAGGACACUUUCGGCGUGGUUUGGCAGCUAACCAAGCUCUAACAGAAGCAUCAAUCACUCCUUCAAAUUCCUUACUUCCCACUUUAGGACCAUUGAUGAGAAUGUGUAGCAGAGCGUUGAGCAUGUCAUUCUUCAUUCUACUUCGAAGCCUUGUCUUCAUCAGUUUUAAAGAACUGGCACCCCUUUCCGGCCAUGCAUUCGACACUGGAAGAGAGAUCACUGCCUCUGCCAACUUUGCAAUAAGUGGAAGAUUAAAUGGGACCAGGUCCUUCAUGAACAUUAGCUUCUGGAGGCACCAAUCAGUUGAAGUGACUGUAGGUUUGCUUCCACCAGAGAGCUUUCUAACUUCCUCAGGCAAUUCGUUCUUCCAUUUUGCCAAGUCGUACUUGAAUACCUGCCACUCAUCCAUCAACUGCUUUUUGUCGCUUUCGUCAUCAAAGAACUGCUCAGCCAGAAGUUUCACCGCUGCACUGCCAUAAUCCCUGAAUCCUGGCUGGCCCCUUUCUGGAACUUGUGCAGGGUCAAAAAUACUAAAAGCAGACAGGAGGGGAAGGGCAGGAAAUCUGCUACUUAAGCUUUCUUUCAGUGAAUUGACAUAUUUCACCAGGAAAUUGGUGAGAAACAGCUUAUCUCUAUCAGACGCAGUAAGAUCAGCUUGUUCCAAUCUGCCUCCAGGUGAAAGAUCUCUAAGGAACUCAGUGACUGGAACUCCCAUCUGGGCAAUUUUGUCAAGGUCAUCGGUGCACUUCUGAAUUGCUGGCUUUAUAUGGGAGAAGGAAACCUUUCCUUGUUGGAAAGCACAGCUGAGUCUGUUGAGAACAGGAAGAACGUGAUGCAUGACUGUUACCACCCCAAUGAAUUUCACUUUGUGCAUCUUUCCGAGAAGACCUGACGCCUGAGCAUCUUUCUGGUCAAGUUGCUUUUAGUGUAAGCAUGAGUGGUACGUAAUCCUUAUGUACACCCUCUACAGCCUUGCCAAGAGAGAGCCACCUCGUGCGAGUAGCCUUAGCAAGUCUACGGACGCACUUAUCUUUAGCCUCUUUUGAAGGCUCUUGCAGCUUUUUCACGUUAAGUUGGGUCUUCAGAUAUGCUGCAAGUCGUUUUGGGGAAUUUUCAAAAAAUUUCCAGAUCUGAAAAAGCCAUCUCUCAACUUCUUGCAUGUAUGCGAUAUCAUCAUUAGUGUCACAGCAAGCAAGGGACAGUUUAUGGCAGAUGCAGUGAACACUGACGAGGUGUUUGUUCAACUCUUUCAGCCUGGUGGCCACCCCACUGGUUUUUCCAGUCAUCACGGAUGCUCCAUCCGUGCAAAGGCCAUUGAGCUUUCCAACUGACAAGUCACAAUGGUUUAACUCUGUUACAAGAGUCCUCGUUAUGGUUUCUGCAUUUGCAGACUCAGAUUCAACAAGGAGAUCAUUUGCACUAAGAAACUUAAUCUCUGUGCCACCAGAAGUGCUGUUCCAAAACUGCACGAACGUGAUUAAUUGCUCAGUAACAGAGAUGUCUGUUACUUCAUCAAUUAGAAGGCCGGGUAAACGCAUAAAUUCGAAAACGCUCUCCAAAGUGGAUAAAUUUGAAAACGCCGUUUAUGCGUCUUCGUGUGGACGGCUGUAAACGUAUAUUUUCGUAAACGCUGUGAAAACGCUGACGUCAGAUGUCAACGCCAGUCUCUUUUAUCGAGUGCGUUUCCAAGAUGGCGUACACACGAGUGUUGAGCUGUGUCAUGCUUGCGCUUAUUUCAAGCAUAAUUGCGAGCAUUCAAUUGAAUCAUGCAAUAAUCGAUAUACAGGAAAACUACAAAAGAAGAAGACUAAACCUCUCAAGAUUGUUAUCCACAACUACAAGCACUUUUACUCGAGUAAAACGACUUUGAUGCAGACGUGAGAGCAAAGAGAGAAGAUUCUGGACCAGACCAGGUCGAACAAGCGCCUGGUGGAACAACUUUGCCGAUCAAGUGGUGAUACCAGAAGAGUGGAAAGAGAACUUUCGAAUGAGCAGAGACUCGCUAUAUAAUCUAGCUGAAGAACUGAGACCAUGCGCGUUCGGUGUAUGACAUCGUUUUAUGCGUUUACGAGCGUUUUCGUGCGGACAGGUUAAAACGCUACGUAAACGAUGAUCGUUUUCGUGUGGGCGGAGAUAAAAAUAUGCGUUUACUAGCGUUUGCGUUUACAAUCGUCUUCGUGUGGACGGGGCCUAAUUCUUAAAAGGUAAUGGAAUAUAAUAAACUUUGAUAAAUGAUUGUGAGAUUUCUCUAGAAUGAACUUGUUAUACCAGUGGUUACAGUUAAGAAAUAAAACAUCGUUUUCUCGUAAAAAAUGUCUGCUUUCAGUAGUAUUCACAUCUGCGAUAAAACAUGUAACCUUGCCUUUUUUUCUGAGAGCCUGCUUUACUAAUACGAACAUUAGGGCAUGCCGCCUUGGUGUCCGUAUAAGCCGGAUUCCUCUGUACCAAUUUUAACGAUUAUUACAGGCGUGAAGACCAUCAAACUAUUAGAUACCGUGAAUUUUUGUGCGGGCUAAAUUUUAAGAUUUUGUAACGUAGUGAAGAAGAGAGUUUGUAUUUGCAGUGAAUGUAAAGCAGCUGUAUUUGGCGGGAGAGGUACCUGUGAGUUUUAAGUUGCUCUCUAAAAUAUAGGUUGGCACAAGGUAUUUUUUUCAACGUAUACUGAGAACAGCCUCUUUUAAUGAGGUCAGAAACUAUAGGUUAUUAUUAUGGACCUUCCCAUACCAUACCGGAUGGUGCUUCUGUUCAUACCAAGAGAGAAUGAGAGAGCUAGCGCUUGUUCUCUCUAGUUCACACAUAAGAACCCUCAGUGAUUUCGGCGCGAUUCACCCUGUAACUGAUCGAAGCUGCACAACACCGAUCUUGAAAGUGCAGAAAGUGGAGCGUCACAUAUCGUAGUGUGAACAGGAACGAGGACUGGAAACCACUGAGACCGAAGUAAAUAUUCGGGAGUGAGAACUGGAAUUUAGUGUACCAAGCCCUCUCCGCCAACAGCGCCAUUAAGUCCGUUCACAACAACAAGGCGGAAGUGCAGACGGUGGAGGAAUAUUCGGAAAAAAAGUUCUUACACUUACUUUCGGUGAGCCUUUUGCUUUAUAAAAGGUAGGUACAACUUCUUUUAUUAAAAUACUGCAAGGCAAAGUUUAUUGUAAGGCAGUAGAGUCGACUAGUUCAACCUAAUUCCUGCCAUCGCUCGCUCUGCUGGGUCAGCUCUCGACAGCUCAGUGAGGCAUUUCCAAAUCCAAGCAAAUCCAAGUCGAGUCUAGAUCAUUGGAUGAAAUAUUGCUUAGUUAUUUAAAUGCAAGCUUUACGUCAGUGUUUACUGUACUUAACACUAAUAUUACGUAAAUGGGAUCAUAAUAUUUCUUACAUUUUCACGCGUUGAUGGUAUUCUUUAUCUGGUUGGAUUGAUUUAAGUGACGACACGGAAAAGUUAUCGGUUCAGUUAUUUCACUAAUAACAACUACAAGAGAUUUUGAAUCGAAAAGCUUCAAGCCGUAUUGAAUGUACUUAAAACCUCUCAGCCGUUUUACUAUUUGUUAUGACUUUAUUAGAAGUAUCACAUUGUUUAGCUAUAAUAUUGCCUAGUAGCUAAAACCUCAAGGCACUUAACUUUGCUUCUCAUUAACUCGGAAAGUUCAAACUUUUAAAACUUUAAAAAUUGACUUGAAUAGAGAGAAGUCCUCACGUCACUUUGCCAAGGCAGCAAACUUUUUGGAUGACAACAAAGCGAUAAAGUCACUUAAAAGUCUAUUCGCACUAUUUCAAGCUUCCCCAAUCUUAUUCAGUGUGGUUUAAUUUGGCAAAUCCUGGCAAAAUUUUCUUUGGGACCAUAUCUAACGUUAUCUAAGUUUACAAAAAGAAGGGGACAAUUUUUGUGUUGUGUUCACCUGCUCCAUAAAUCGAGCUCGUGAAAUUAGGAAGUUUCAUGUCGUAGUGGUGCAACCAUAGCAAAGGAAUGUACAAAAUAGCGUGAUGCAUGUGCAAAGUUGUUGUUUGUUAUUUUUUGCCGUUCUCCUGGCCGUCGCCGUAGUCGUUGGUUUAGUUGUCAUCCAGAAAUAGUGCUACCGUGGUAACGUGACGUCACACCUCUCCUCUCUAUUCUUUCAACGGACGUAGCCGGACACCGUUAGGAGAGCCGGAGCAAAGGGUCCGUAUAGGAGUGGUGUCUGUAUUGUAGAGGUCACCACAGUGACAUCACUUUAAGACUGCACUAUGAUUCGUAAUUGUUAUUGUAAGUGUUCGUAAAUUGUUUCAUAUACAUCAUAUUUAGUGAAUCAGGCAUCGCUCCAGUAAUUUCUGAGCGGUUUGACUUAAUAUUUUCUUGGUUAUUUGUUAUGGUAUUUUAUUUUAAUUUUUCAAAACUCCAGUUGAAGAUAAGGGAACUGAAACGUUACCCUUUGGGGCGGCACAUACGUAUAUGGCUUAUAUAAGGGAGUACUCCCCCAGCCCCGACGUAGCGGGCCACCUAAGUUUGGAUUUGGUAGAUCUGUCACAAAAUUACCAGUCUAAGCCUGAUGACUUUGAUCACUGAAAAAAUGUACAAAUUGAGAAUCAGAAGACUGCUUCGCGGGAGGAGAACCUUGUUCAUCUUUGCACAUUUUUGACCACUGCACCACGGUGCCACUCAGUUUUUGUAAUGUUAAAACGAUUUUUCGCACUCGCCAUUAUUUCAGGUUUAAAAGGCCGAUCGAUGAAGAAAAUCGAUCAAACUUGCUUUACUGAAUUUGGUGGAGAGUUCAGAAAUAAACGGAGGCCCACACUCGAAGGGAUUGAUGAGAAGUACCGUCGAUUUAAUUAGCGAAAGAAUAUAUGGAAUAUAAACGUGUGUGACCUCUGAAUCAAACCUCCUGUUCUGGAGACUAGACGUUGCCUAUUUUAGAGGAAAAUGAACCAAUUUUUUAUGCCCAUGCUGGUCCCGUAAAGAAGAUGGCUAUCCCGCAAACAGCCCGCAACACAGAUUAACUAAAUUACAUAAUUACGAACAGAAAAUACCAAAACGGUUUAUACAAGCAGAUAAAAGCAACAACCAAGCUCACAUUAGCCAUGUAUAGCAAUAUUUGCCUGGCUUUUAAUCCUAUCCCCAACCUCUUUUGUUCGCAUGACUAUGAUGUUCCUUGUAGCAAAUUUGCAGAAGCGACCCGAAACUCUAUGUGACGUCACACUGGCAGUGAUCAGUGAACCGAUAUUUACCGGAUCAUUAUCCAUCCCGUGGAAACUGGCCACCUACCCCUCCCCUAAGCCAACAUUAACACUUACUUUUUACUUAGGGCAAAAUAUUGGCUUAGGGAGUGGUAGGUGGGAAGUUUCCCAGCUGUUUACCUUAGAGAUGGCCCAGCUCUCCUGGGCUAGUCUUUUUGCGCCGGCGGGCUUCGCCGCUAGACGCUUGCGCACACAUACACUCCCCUUACUAAAUUCGAAGAAAAGGAGAGACUGCUCUCAGUCUACCUUUUGAGGGAAGUUUGAAAAAAUUUGGAUAAGGAAAAGAGAUCUAUUUCCUUACAAGGUUGUCAGAACAGAUUGUUAUUGGGUGAUUACAUUAGCUUAAUGAGGAUCAAUUGUUAAUCGUUUCUUUCAGAUAAUGGCUUCCAUAGAAUUUCUGGAGUGUCCUAUUUGUUGUGAACUGUUCAAUGAAAGUGACCGAUGUCCUCGAAUGCUGAGUUGUGGACACACCUUCUGCUCAAGCUGCUUGGAGAGACUACUCCAUGGUAACACCAUUGAUUGUCCCACAUGCAAAACUACAGUCAACGUGACCUCUGGAGUCGCUGGACUGGUAAAGAAUUUUGCAUUAUUGAGCAUUGUAAAUGCCUCACCUAAACGACGCGUUAGAGAGAGCCAAGGAGAAGGAUAUUCGGAGAUUUGUAGCUUUUGUGAUGAUGAUAAGCAUCCUGCAACUUCCCAUUGCUUGGACUGCAAAGAAGACAUGUGUGCAGAUGCUGUUCGUUGGCACUAUCGCAAUAAGGCAAGUGGUGAUCAUCGGAUUGUCUCUCUAGAACAACUGAAAACAAACCCGGGACUGGCGGCCGUAUCGAUUUUCUGCUCAGACCAUAAGGACUGUAAAUUCAGAUAUUUCGAUAAAGACUGCGGUCAUUUAGUCUGCAUUGACUGCGUCGCACUCACACACAAAGGCCACAACUGUUUGACCCUAGCUGACGCCGCUGAAAAGUACCAAAAGAAGAUGGAAGUGCUUGUCACCACAGCCAGUAGGCACGUAGAAGAGUUUAAGGCUGCAGAAGCUAGGGUGCUUCGAGCACGUGAUAACCUAAACAAUAUUUACCGAGAACAGGCCGUCCAGAUUCAAGUCACGUUCGGGGAGGUAAGCUUUGCAUUUUAUGCUUCCUUUUUUCCGAGAGGGAAAGUGACAAUACAGUAAAAAGACAAAAGAUAAGUAACAUAAUUUUCGCCUGCUUAGUUGGUGGGAUUGUUAUGCAUGGGCUACUUUCUUAGCACUCGCCCUCGCCGCGUCAGUUACGUAGGCUACCGAAUUUUAACCGCAGAUCAAAAUCCCCCUUUGAUCACAGUUGCAUUUCAUUCUACUUGUUGAUUUCUCACUUAACUUGAGCGCUUUUUGGCUCGAGUCUUGUCUCGGAAUUGAAUUCAAACACAGUGGUAGAAUUUUAAAAUACAGUAGUCGUUUACCUUGGAAUUUUUGGGGAAAAGGAAUCCUUUUAUUGUUAUUCCAUUUCCUCGUCUUUUACCGGAAUAAUCAACCUAGGGACUUCGAGCAGGGACGAUGGCAAAGGCAAAGUAAUGGUCGCUUGAAAAUCAACUCGCUCUCUUUUUUAUAGACUGGUUAUUUUACUUAGUUUGUCUGACCAAUGCAUGCCCAAAUGAACAAUGUGUCUUAAUUUCUCCACAAAACCUUCAAUUUUAUUCAAUCAGUACUAAUUUAAAUAGACUUUAAAUGAAUUAUGAAGAAAUAAUCGUCGCCAAGUUGCAAUUUAAGCAAUUGUAAAUUAACCCGAAAACGGGAUUCGAACCUAUGGCCUCUGCGUUAGUACUCGAGCUCACCGUUCUUCGUACAUUCACAUUCAAAUGAAGUGCAUUUUUUCCCAUUUGAGGAAACAUCUCACUGGUCUUUCCAUACAGACUGAAUUAGCUUCUCACCAUUAGAUGUUAUGCAUAUUACCUCGUAGCUUCAAGCUGCACUCGCUACAAGAGAACAAAUUUUAAUGAAUGACCUUUACCAUGCCAACAUUGCCAAAGAUGCCACUCUCACAAGGCAGCGUGAUCGUUUGCACACAUUUCAAACCAGUCUAGAAGGUGCUGUAAAUAAUGCAAGAUCCAUCAUUCAGUCAUCAGGGAGUGCUGAGUUCCUUGUCGCCAUGUCGGAUUUAGAGACUCUGCUGGAGGACAUAAAAAGCCAACAACCACCACUUGAAACACGGGAGAACUGUCAAUUCGAGGCGGUUGCUUUCAACCGCGAACUGUUGCUAGACGUGAUCAAUAACGCAGGUGAAUUAAUAAGGCCUUCUGCCUGUGCAACUACUACAAAAGCGGUAGGCUCGGGAUUGUUUAUUGCACCGAUGGGAAAAGAUUCCUUUUUUACCAUAUCUGCACAUGAUUACCAAGGACGUUCACUUGGGGUUGGCGGCGACAUCUUUCUAGUGAACCUCCAGACAAAUGAUAAGAAGUGUGUGAAAGUAAAUUUAAUUGACCAAGGCAAUGGUACUUAUCGGGGAAUUUAUAGAGCCCCCGAAGGCACAAAGGGUCACAUGUCGCUGUCAGUGCUUUUACGUGGUACCCACAUUGAAGGCAGCCCUUUCCUGGUGCGUUUGGAGAAUCCGCCCAUUGGUGAAGUACGCUGCUACGCAUGUGGUAAGAAAAGUAGGAAAAUGAAUUACUACAUGAACAGUAAUGAACCGUUCCGUCCUAAAGACACUAUGCGAGUUCGUGGUUAUAGUGCUCUCUGCGUUCCUGGCUGCUUGGGUUAUACAUAUGAGGACGACUGGACCCUUGUUUGUGGUCCGUGUUGAAUAAUGUCUUGUUGUUGACAAACAGUUAGGAAUUCAAACGUUUGCAGUAUGCAACAGGAGUCUGGGAAAUAGUAAAAAAUUGUGUUUUUGGUGUAGAGUAGGGUACAAAUGCGGCUGAACGUAAUCUGGUAUAAAUUAUAGUCGUUGCAGAGUCCAAGGGUACACUCACACCAUAAAGUGCAUAGAACACCUAAUGGAUGGCGCAAUGGAGUUGCACCAGACAUACAAAGCACAUUUCAUUAAGGGCCUGGAAAGGGGGCAAAGAAAACUCUUGUUACAUUACCGAUUCAGCCUUCUCCACAGGCGCUUCGUUUUUCGCAAGGUAGAGGCGAGCGACUGGUGAUGAGCCGCAAGGGACCAUGGGAAGGAUACAGACUGCAGGUGAAGCCCGUUGUCCCCUUCCCGCCUUCCUUUGCGCGCGCGAGAGGGACGUCUGGGUACGAGGCAGUUACCGAUUAGUGCUUUUGUUUCGGCUUUUUGCGUGAUGUCUUUCGCAUGCGUGAAGCCUUUAAGCGUUAUGCCUUUUUGUGUGAUGCCUUUCCGUCAGCGAGAUGCCUUUUUGCGUGUGAUGCCUAUUUGAUAUUACCCCUUUCAGAAUUUCUUCCUUUUGCAAUGGCUCUUGUUUUACCGGCUUUGAUACGGUAUAUGCCAUGUUUGACUUAUCCCUUUUCACUCAGUUUAGGAUAUUUAAUUUUGUCGUAUUUAUAUACCUUAAGGAUUUAAUUUUGUCAUAGGUAUAUGUCUUAUAGAUAGGCUAGACGAGGCUGGAAGAUGUAAAGCUCUAGACCCGGGGAUUGGUUGAGGGAGGAGUUUGAACUGAAAAUUCUAAAAGUUCUUUAAGU
Messenger RNA from Porites lobata, 13702 nucleotides. The record is from the annotation of a GenBank genome assembly. NCBI's taxonomy places the organism in Eukaryota, Metazoa, Cnidaria, Anthozoa, Scleractinia, Poritidae.